AUUGGUUAAGUAAAAGAAAACCACCCUUUUCUCGUUUCGUAUUUUCGUCCCAGGCGCCGCCGCCGCCGCCGCCCCCGCGUCAAUCUUCAUUGUUGUCUGUCCAAGCUUCAAGAGCCACCUCAAAUCACACUAGUGCUCAUCCAAUAACGUAUAUUUAGGUAAGAAUUCUUUUUCGGGCCAUAAAAGCCGCAGCAAAUUGAAGAGAGAGAGAGAGGAGAUGGGAAUGUGGUUCAUACUGAAGGAGUCAGUGAAGGAAGCACUGCCGAAAGCUGCAGGAGUAGCGAAAGGCUUUUGCUUCCUCCACGUCACCGGCAGAUACCUGUGCAACAUCGAUUAUCUCACCGGCCCCAGCAUGCUCCCCACCUUCAAUCUCAACCGCGACAACAUCGCUUUGGCUGAGACUAUAUCAACCCGCCUCGGCAAGCUCCGCUCCGGCGACAUCGUCAGCGUCCGGAGCCCCGAAGUGCCCACCAAGAUCGUCAUUAAGAGGAUCAAGGCCGUCGCCGGCGACGUCGUUUCCUAUGCGCCCGAUCCCAAACUCCCUCAUCAUAACAACACUCUUGUUGUACCAAAGGGGCAUGUUUGGGUGGAAGGGGAUAAUCCACACGACAGUAGAGAUUCCAGGCAGUUUGGUGCAGUUCCUUACGCACUUAUAUGCAGCAGACUAUUCCUUGUGUUGUGGCCACCUUCAGAUUGCAGAUUGCUUAGCAACAAGAUUGUAUGACUUUGUCUUGAAAGAUUUUUAAAGACCUGAAUGAAGGAGUAUGAAAUUGCUCUCCUAGUUUGAUAGCUGCAUUGUGCGACCUCUGAUAUUCGUUCUUGUUGAACUGGUAACCGAAGCAUGAUCUUUGAUAGUGAAAGCUUAGGGCUAUUGAAACUAAUGAUGUAAAAACUACUGGUAGUUUGUGCUGUCUACUUGAAUGUGAUUCUUUUUCACUUCAGAGCUAGGCCUCGAAUAAAGGCGCGUGGCAGUUUGUUCCGUGUUAUCAUCUUUGUGUCUUCAUUUCUAGGAUCAUCAAAAUUUACAUGCUGUUGGAGAAGAGAGGAGAAGAGAAGAGGAUGUGUGCUAUUUGGAGCCAUGGAAGGCAGCACUAAUUGAAUGGUCUUUUUCUGUGUACAAAUUGUGUUUGUCCCCUUUGGGAAUUUUGGUGGAAGAGAAAGAAACUGAGGAAACCACCUUUGUGAUUGCAUUUAGUUUGAGAUUUUUAUCUCUUGGAUAUAUAAGUUUUGGGAACAAGAAUAUCUUGUAUCCAUCUGCUUUACAUGGAUUGGAACUUGCAGAUCAAGUCUAUUGAUCAAGGCUAAGUGAAACACAAAUUUUAAUCUCAA
Messenger RNA from Salvia miltiorrhiza (redroot sage), 1329 nucleotides. Its product is annotated as mitochondrial ATP-independent inner membrane protease subunit 1a-like. The record is from RefSeq and is a predicted model, not a curated record. Gene Ontology annotation, molecular function: serine-type endopeptidase activity. Gene Ontology annotation, cellular component: membrane; mitochondrial inner membrane peptidase complex. The coding region runs from base 218 to 724 and encodes 168 amino acids. NCBI's taxonomy places the organism in Eukaryota, Viridiplantae, Streptophyta, Magnoliopsida, Lamiales, Lamiaceae. The transcript is spliced from 5 exons.